UCCUGCUUGUCAUAAUUGCUGGAACUAGCAAAUGGCAUGGCAGAUUACAAUGGCAGCGAGCAGUGGCGGAGUAGAUUGGACGACUGUCUUAAAACCAUUCUUAUCUAAAAAUUAUGAGACUUCUAAUACAGCAGAACUGAUAGAACUAUGUUCAGCUAUUGUAAAAAGCGAAUCCGAAAUCUUGCGACACAAAGAGAGUAAUAAGAAUUUCUUCAAUUCCUUUGCGGUUCUAGCUUCAGAUUAUAUUAGCAGUAGUACUAGUGGUUUACUUGCGAGUCAACUAGAAACGGUAAACGCUGCAUGUCGUAUACUAUUAAAGUAUCUGCUUAGUGCUCUCAGUAGCGCAUGUAGCGAAACCAAUCCGAGCAGUGCCCAAAUCGAACGAUAUUUAAAUGCUAUUAAAGUACUUUGCAUAGGUACUGGACUGCUGUCCACCACGGAGGUCACCGUCCUCGUCGACAGUAUGAAGGGAGAAAAUUUACCCCAACAGAACCCAGUGCCUUCAGGAAAUGAAAAAGAUGUCAGUAACAAACAAGAAUCGUCUAAAAAUCGAUCGGAUUUAUCAGUCAGCAUUUACGAACAAUUAACACUACCAUUAAGAGAUGGCCGCUCAGUAUCUCUCGAUACUGGCGCUAGCGGUUCCUCAACUGUACCCGAAGUGACACCUGGUAGCGAUCCUUCAUCAGAAAUUAAUCGUUUGUUUUUAAAGGCAAACACAGAAAGUUUACAAUCGUUAAGGGCCGGUGACACUUUGAUAGAUCUGUGUCUUAGUUUACCAUCCAUCAAAAAAGCCAAAGGCAAAGUUGAAGAUGCUUUGGCCGGAAAACCUUUUUGUAUACCUACCAAUCAUGCAGAAGCGACAACUCUUAGAAAUACACUAUCGUCAACCCUAUCUGACAUUAACCUAGCCAUGUCGGCUAUAAACCUACCGGUCUUAGAACCGUUAACCUCGAGCAAACUAGACAAAUUGUGUAGCCUAGCUAUGGCAGUUCUACACUGCGCCCUUAGUCAAGCCUCAGCAGCUGCGGUUCUUUCUAUGGGCUCAGUGGUUUCACCUAAGUGCUCAAAUCAACAGUCACAAGCUGGUUUGAAAGAAGACGAUUUAGAUUCAAACGCAGUGGCUUUAGUCGAAGAGACUCUAAAUAUGUAUAAUUUUAUUGGAAAUGUUAUUAAAACUUCUACGAGGGCAGGAGGUCAUGUGUAUCAAAAUUAUUUACUUGCUGGGGCAUGGGUGCUCAUUUCGGGUCUCCAAACGCAUCUCACCUCCAGUACGUCUGCGGAAAAAUCACCACAUCUUAGAGAAAGGGAGGAAAAAGGUAGAAGCCCUUGUAAAAGUCGAGACGGAAAUACUGCCAGAUCUGGAUUACAAAAAUUUCAGCAGUCUUUUGGAGUACUUUCGGUAGCUCUGGCUUCUAGGGCUCUUAGUUUGUUAUCCGAAUUGUUUGACGAUUUAUAUUUAGAAGUGUGUGGUGGAGCAGGGAGCAUAGUCCAGGUUGAACCUGCUCCCUUAGCAAUAAUGGGCCAGUUCACAGCAUUGCAGAGAAUUUCUAGGAUAUUGAAUGCGGCUCCCUUAAAUCACCUUUUGUUUUAUCUAGCAAUAGUCAGUUAUAGAAAAGCAUGUACACUUAAAAGAUUACAUCCGCCAGAGGGCGACACCUUUAGCCAAUCAGAUUCAACGACAUAUUAUGAAGAUAUGAUCAUGUGCUCCGACGAUAGUUCAACGGAUGAAGACGAUGAUAGUGAGCCCAUCUUAGGACAAUGGUUUGAAGAAACCCUUGCGCCCCCAGAAACAACCGAGUCCAAAUCACCAACUUCUGAAAAUGGAGAAACUAAAACUGUCCAAAACGAACGAUCUCGAUCGAUGGUCCCGGAAAAAGGAGAAGCUCACGGAUUUAUCGCUCUUUCAACUAGUGUUUUUGAGUUCUUAAAUAAACACUUUCUGUGUACGAAAAGUACUUUUAUAUCGAGGUACGUCAAAAAUGGCUUAACGGAACAGCAAAUGAUUAUUUUGGCUGCGAUCAUUAGAGACUUGGACAGGGAGACAGCGAGAACUGAAAUAGGAACAAUUUCAGUGUAUUUCGGCCAAGCACUAGGUCAGCUUUAUUGCGAAUUCUCCGGAGCACUAACUAGAUUCGCACACAACUUAGUAACAAACGGAAAUUUGAGUAAUUUACAAGCUUGCCUUUUAAAUCAUCUAGGAGUAUCUCCCUGGAAUACCGAUGUCCCUCACGCGUGGCCCUUACAAGUAUAUCCAAGGACAUUGGCUGUCUUAGCUCAGGUUUUGCUUUUGAGACCACAGAACGAGAAAGAGGCAUCUGUAAUUAGUAUAUGGCAUAGGUUGGUGAAUACACUCAUAGAAAAUGUUCUUAACAAUCCUCAUUCUGUCGUUGAAUCAGAAAAUGAAGAUUUAAAUGUGGAACAUGCCCAAGUGCUCCUCUAUUUAUUUCAUUCAUUGAACUUGAUGCAGAAGAAAUCAGUCGUGUUACUUAUGGCUGGUGGUGUUUUAAGAUGUUCCGAGAUAGCAAGAGGUCCACUUAAAGAUUCACAGUUGCUACACUUAUCUAGAGUAUUGCUAUUAUUCGAUUAUAUUAUGAAGCACCUAUACGAUCCACCUACGUCGUUGUUAGAACAGAUUCAAUGGAACCUCUUCUACUUGACAAACCUGAAUUCCGACAAAGAAAAAGAAAAUACAAUGACCCGUAUGUACACCGCUUGGCAGGACAUAGAAGACAACUACAGGAAAAUAUCGGCAGUUGAUGAAUUCGCCAUGAAACCUCGGUUCUACGUUUUGACAAAUUUGGAAGUGAACAAUCAAGAUGCUCCGAAACUGGACGGUUUGGCGUGUAAUUUUAUCUUGGGAACCCCAGAUAAACUACGAUAUCCUUUGUUGUUGGAUGCUCUAAUUGAAAUUUUGAACGUAACACACAUCACUUCAGGUGCUAACGCGUCGAAAAUGAGUUUCCUGGGACUUUGUGCUACACAAUACUGUUUCACUAUUUGCUGGAGGCUAUUACAGCUACUCCCGCCAUCAGCGUCAUAUAUGGAACGCUUGGCGACAGGCGAAAAUUUGACGGCUGGCCCCUUAUUACUUCAUUCUCUAGUCUGGGGGCCUAGAGCGUCCCACAAGAAUUUCAGUAGAUGGCUGAAGGACUGUCUAGUUAAGCAAGGGAUGUACACGCAACACACAGACAAAUUAUUAAAGGAAGUGUCCGAAGCAGUUAACAAUAUUAAAUACAAUAUAACGAAUGCUAAAAAUUGUAUUAUGUCGCUUACUCCUGAUGUCAAAAAAGGAAUGGUAACCAAAGAAAACCUUCCACCAUUAUGGCAUUUAUUUUUACUCGACGCUCUUAUGACAAACGUACAAGUGGCUUUAGAAGAGCCCGAAGGGAGCACUGAAAGUACUUCAAUCACUGUAUCUAACGGAACCUACGUCCAGGAUUUAUUACCCCACGUUUUAAGGUUAACUCAAGCAAUACUGCACUGUACAAGAUGGUCCUUACUACAUACUAUUGCUGACCAAAAUCCGUCGUGUGAAAAAUUCUCAUUGCAGAACUUUGAAGGACUACAAGAUGUCCUUGCAAUAGCUUCUACAAAGAAUACACUAACGAUGUCGUUAUCAUCUGAGCUAACCACUCUUUUGCCUUCAUGUGUAAGCUCUGCCCAGUUGCAGAAUUAUAAGACAAUUUUAGAAGAUGUUUCAUUGAGUGCUUAUCAAAACGACAUAAUCCCAUCAGAAAGCGCCAUUUUAAAAGUAGUAGACGCACAUGUAGCUACUCUUUCCAUGGGCAGCCCAUACAGCAUCAACUUGUCACUUCGACGUUUAUUACAAUGCCUAGUCAAAUUUAUUUGUGAUCAUGCCCCUAAAACAGAAAAUACAGACACGAAGAACAAAGCGAUUGAACUACUAGUUUCAAUCACUUUAGAUCUAAGGACCGAAUUUUUGAAUGACACUGUGACUAAAACGUUAGACAAAAUGAUUGGCGAUACCGAAAUAGACGAACAUCAAAAACGAGUCUACCUGAGGGUUUUAGAUCAUACUUAUAAACUCAUAAUAAAUUACACGUCAGGUAACUCAGAGACGUAUAGUGCUAAUAUUGAUGAAAAAAUACUUCACCACUGUUUGAAAUUCUACGAAAAAAUCAUCGAGAAAUCUUCAGGCAGACAAGCUUUAGAAAUCUUCUUUACUGGAGAUAGGGAUUUGGUGAAAGUGCUGAUGUCUGUAUCUAGUCCGCAAAUGUCGCAACAUUAUGGUACCAGAGUACUGCAUUUCUUCAAUAAACUGUUCCAAGCAGCCGAGAAGAGCUCUACAGAUCCAAGCCUGAACUACUUAUGUUCAAGUAUGAGUAAACUGGCAAACGUAGAUAGCGAAAAGCUGCAAACCUGGUUGCGUCAAAUCAUCAUCGGUACAAGUAGUAUUGAACCCGUCGUGACAACUACAGUUACCAUCAAUAAAGAAGAAUCUCCUGCGACAUCUACCAACGGAAAAUGGACUAUAACCACGGUUGAAAGUAAAGAGGCUAAUUCUCCAACAUCUAACGACGAUCAAAAGUCCUUGGUGCAAGAGAACAGUCAGCUGUUGCAAGCUUUAACUAGUUUUAUUGUUAAACAAAACAGUAAUGUUUCCGAAGAAGUUUCGAUAACAAUAUUGAAGGCGCUGAUCCAACUUGGAAAACAUCUGUUAUCGCCUACUCUGGAAGGUACUGGUUUUACUGAUUUAAUGGUGGAUAUGAUCAUGUUAGCAGAUGCUGGUUCAGGAAAGGGACACAGUUAUUUAUUCCCUGCUACAGCAGAAUGGAUAGAACUGUGCAACAAACGCAUCUCAGAAAAAGAUGUUAUAGAUAAAUUAACUAGUAAUCCUGAUUCCUUGAAGAAAAAUGCUAUGCUGGAAGCCUCUUCUAGUAUUCUAGACUACGUUAGCGAUGUUAUAUCAACUAUUAUUGCCCAGCAUCCUCAAACGAUAAGACCUCUUAGUCCUCCUUGGGAAAGUGAGUCUCCUUUAGAGUUGGAAUCUGAGUGGCAAGACUUCGCGAACGAUGACGAUGAUAGCGGUGAAGAUAGCGACGAGGAUUCUUUAUGCAACAAACUUUGCACCUUCACCGUAACCCAAAAAGAAUUCAUGAAUCAGCAUUGGUAUCACUGUCACACUUGCAAAAUGUUAGAUGGCGUUGGUGUAUGCUCUAUCUGUGCCAGAGUUUGUCACAAAGGGCACGAUUUGAGUUACGCCAAGUAUGGUAACUUUUUCUGUGAUUGUGGCGCCAAAGAGGAUGGAAGUUGUCAAGCGUUGGUAAAGAGAAGUCCCCAAACCAACGAAACCAAUAAUGCAACAACUGGAAACAACUCUGAACAUAUGUUAACCAGUUCUUUAAGAAGAAAGACUUCAAGUCCCAUCCCAGCUGACAAGAUUAUUUAUAAGGAGCGAAAAAAUUCGAACACUGUCAAACAGUUAGAUGGUUCAAAAGAAUUCAUCAUCAACUACUUAGGAUCAAGUUUGGUGGCAGGAUCUCUUUUAGAAUUCCUACAAUCUUUAAUCCCAGCUAUUGAAGAAAACUGUCGUAGAAAUUCACUUGUAGGAUGCCACUUACGCGGUAUUAAGGCCUUGGAUCAACUAUACUCAAACGAAAAGAAAUAUGUACAUACUGAUCAACUUAUGGUACCAACUUUAGGUUCUCAAGAAGGAGCUUUUGAAAAUGUUAGAAUGAGUUAUGCUGGUGAACAAGGACAGACCAUAAGACAGUUGCUUUCGGCGCAUAUAGUACGAAGGAUUGCGAUGUGUUGUAUGACGUCUACCCAAGGUCGUAGACAGCACUUAGCAGUAUCACAUGAAAAGGGCAAAAUAACCGUAUUACAACUGUCAGCUUUACUUAAACAAGCUGAUUCGUCUACUAGAAAGUUGACAUUAACAAGACUAUCUACAGCACCAAUACCUUUUACUGUACUAUCGCUAUCAAGUAAUCUUUGUAACGAAGACUUUUUGGCAGUCUGUGGAUUGAAGGAUUGCCAUGUACUCACAUUCACCUCUGGGGGAUCAGUUUGUGAUCAUUUAGUCUUGCAUCCCCAAUUAGAAACUGGAAAUUUCAUCAUAAAAGCUAUAUGGCUGCCUGGUUCUCAAACCAAAUUAGCUCUCGUAACAGCAGACUUUGUCAAAAUCUACGACUUAGCCACGGAUGCAUUAAGUCCUCAGUACUACUUUUUGGUACCGAGUGGAAAGAUACGGGAUUGUACGUUCAUGUACGAUGAAGGCACUUAUCACAUUUUAUUAAUGUCUUCACCGGGACACAUAUACACCGAAAUUUUAAAUGAUGAUUCCUCUACGAAGUAUGGUUCAUUUUAUGUGACGAAUACCUUAGAAGUUUUUCAUUUAGAAGCAGCGGAUGUCAUUGGGCAAGUAGCCGGAGGUGGAGUAUCCAUCUAUUACUCACAUACUCUUGGUCUCCUAUUCUAUAGCUACGCCCAAGGAAAAAGUUUCAUAUCUCCCAUCAAUCCCAAAAGCAACAGUCUACCGUUAGUAUUUGCCAUAAACCUACCGCAAACCAAUAACACCACUUCAAAAAGCAAUGGUUCGAAAAAUUCUGCCAACCAACCGUUAUGCCAAUGGACCGAGAUCCCAAACCAUCCCGGUUUGAUUUGUUGCGCCAUGCAAUCGAAUAACAAUCCUGUUAUUUUGAUGCUUAAGCCAGACACUAUUUUGAUACAGGAGAUUAGAGUCUUACCAGCCAAAAGUAAGAUUAUGGAUAUGGUUGCCAUUAGACACAGUUCCGGAAAUGAGUUGAGAACAACUUUGAUUCUGCUGUGCGAAGAUGGUAGCUUAAAAAUGUAUAUGGCUAAUAUGGAUCAAACAGGUUUUUGGAUGUCGUCAAGCAUUCAAGCUAACAUUACCAACUCGUCCGUAAAACCGAAAAAGAAGAAAAUAAUAAAAUCGGGGAAGACUACAAAUUCCGUAAACUUCCCAGUGGACUUCUUUGAACAUUGCACAAUUUUGACCGAGAUUGAACUGGGCGGUAAUGACGUUUUGCAAAUUUAUAACCAGGCACAACUGAAAAAUCGACUGAACACUACUGGUUUAUACAUAGCUUGUAAUAAACCACUAGGUUUUUCUCUCGAUGUAACUAAUAAUGAUCCGAACAUUGUUAUGGUAGGACUGAGAGUAUUAGUUGGAAGUCAAGAUGUCAUAAGGAUCCCAUCUUUUGUAGAGAUAUUUGGACGUACAAUUCCUAUAACAGCAACUCGCAGCCGCUGGUAUGACAUUGCAUUCUCAAGAGAAGAAGCUCUUCAAUCAGACAAGAAAGUCACAAUUCUAUUUGGUCCUUCUCAAGAUCCUGAAACUGUUACUAUGGUCGACUGUGUAAAAAUUUAUGGAAAAACUAAGGAUUCAUUUGGAUGGCCUGAAGAAAGUGACGAAAAUGUAGCUGCUGGUGGUACGGGAAGUUCCCAACAGGCUGCUUCCAAUUCAGAUAGUGAUCAGAGUUCAGGAAAUAAAACUCAAUUAACGAAACUUGAAAAGCUUGUGGUUGGCAUACUUGAAUCACUCGAUGGCAGCUUCUCUCUGCAUUCAACUGAAGACAAACUGGCUACCUUCAAGACACCAACACUUAAAGUUGCAACGUCCUUGUUGACCCUUCCCACCCAGCCGUCAGUACAAAUCCAUUCUAAGGCUCUUUUAUCAUCUCUUCACUCUACAAGGCUACUGUAUCAUAAUUACAAAGACCAAGCGUUACUUCAACAUGUUUUGACAACUUUGACGGAAAUGACAAGUACCAACAUUAAAGAUUUAGAUGCCGAGAGCUAUUAUAGACUGGUUUUGAUUGUAAGAGGAAUCGCUGUUGCUAGACCACAGAAUUUGGUGAAAUUUGCUGAUAGCCAUACUUCGAUACAAGAUGUUGUCCUGGAAGAUCCUCUGGAAAAUAUUAUAAGAGAAAAGCAAGGUUCAACGUCCAAAGAAGUCAAACCAUUUGAACGUAAACAACAUAGUCAGCAUCUUCUUCUUCAGCUAAUGGAGGUUCUUUGGCUAUUGCACUCUCUGAAUCCUGAAAUUCCUUCAUUGUCCCUAGUAGUUUCACAAGGACUCAAGCACACCGAACAAAUUGUUCAUGCACUUGUUGAAAUAGUGCACGCCUUUAAUAGCUGUGAUACAUACAGCAAUGUCACUAUAGCAGUGUAUCUUCAACUGUUAUUGUGCAAUGAUCCUCUGAUUGCAUUUAGUGCUAAACAAGCUCUUAGCAUAGUGCUUAAACCAAAGACGAAGAGAAGAAAGGUUUUCAUACCUAGUCCUCCUCAUUGCGUUUCACCGCCUCUUCAGAAGACCACAGAUGAUAGGUCUAAGACUCCUCCCGCUAUACAACAAUCGGUUAGUCAUGAAGAAGAGAUGCAAGCAAGACACCCAAAUCAAUAUGAUGUGGACGCCAUUGAAGCUAUUGGAUUACUAGAACAGCCUGGUCAACAGCAAGACAACCACAAUGUUAAUGCUUUGGAAGCUUUACUUGGUGGUGGCGUAGGCUUUCCUCCAUUGCUGGAUAUUCCACCAGAUGCUGAUGACGAAGCUAUGGUAGAAUUGGCAAUUGCAUUAAGCCUACAGGAUCAUGAAAUUGGAGGUGAACAAAAUCAGACCCUGCAAAGUCUUCAAGUUCAAUUAGGUCAAGAUGUGCUUGGCGCCCACCAAGGCCAAAAUGCGCAAGCGCAAGAAUCUGCUAAUUUUAGCGACACAACAGCUUCGGCAGCUGGAUCAGAUGAUGAAGGUUCAACAGCUGCAACUGAUGGUUCAACUUUGAGGACUUCACCUGCAGAACAAGCUGGGUCUGAAAGUGGCGGUAGUGGAGUUGAAAGUAUUACUGGAGAACACAAUGUUUCUGGAAGGUCUUCCGCAUAUGGAGAUAAUAUGCAAGAAGCAAUCAAUCUAGUUUCUAGAUCAGAUACCAGUUCGAUUGCUAACACGGUUGCCGGUAUGGUUGAGGCUGAUGCCCAGCACGAAGAAGUUGAACUGGAAACUGAAAGUAGCAGUAGAUUACACGUUCUCAGGCUGCAACUCCUGGAGAAACUGGUGGAGUAUCUUCCGAAAUUGAAAAACGUUGAUGGAGUCAGAGUAAUACCCUUCUUACAAGUGGUACUCCAGUUAACUGCAGAUAUCGAUGGCCAUUCUGAGCGAGACCGAGUAUGUUUAAAUUCACUUUUAACAACAAUAAUAAGUGAAUUACAACUAACAAAUGAUAAUUUUGCUGACGUUUGCACACGAACCACCCAACGCGAAGUUCAGUUGAUACUUUUGCGAUUACUCAGUGUAUUAAUGCAAAGAUGUAAAACAUCAUCAACGUCAACAUCUAGCAAAACCCCAAUACCAGACAGCACUACCUUUGUUUCUCGCACCACAGCAACAGCUCUUCACAAAGCUGACAUUAUCAACUACUGCAAUAAACUCCUUCAAGCUUUGUUGAGCUACUGGCGAAACUCUACAAAUGAGGAUGAUUCGGUCAGCAUCACAGGAAAUCUUCUUAAAGAACGAUUGCCUCAUCCGCCACCUGAUAUGACACCAUUUUUCCAGAGGCAGUUUGUUAAAGACAAUCAAGACGUAUUCCAUACAUAUCCACAACUUUUGACAGAAAUAGCUUUGAGGUUGCCUUACCAAGUGCACAGGCAUUCGGAUGUUUCAGAGCCUAUCAGUGCCGCGUUCCAUGUGUCAUGGUACAAGCAUCUCUGUGAUUAUAUGAUGACACCACAGACACCUUUUGUAAGAAGACAAGUACGUAAAUUACUCAUGUUCAUUUGUGGAAAUAAGGAAACAUAUAGGCAAUUGAGAGACUUACACGGAUUAAGAAACCAUAUGAAGAGAGUAAUGGAAUGCUGUACCAAGGCUGGAUACCAACCUGCUACUGACAUUCAGCAUGCUUUGAGCCUGCCGUAUGAUGCCCUGGUUGAAUUAAUUGAACAUUUGAAAUAUUGUGUUGAGGUCGCUCAAAGUCGCACCGGUAACUGGCAACGCUUCUGCAUAAAAGAAGAAGACGUAAUCCAAUUCUUGAUACGUAUCAGUUUUCUUUUGGAUGAUGGUGUUGCACCUACCGUUCUUCAGCUUCUUCAAAGCGCAAUAGUAGUUAACUCACCGGCAAAGAAGCCCGAUCCAUCGAAAACAGCCUCCAGGAAAGAUCGAGAAAAGUCUGACGAUUCUAGUACCGAAGCCGUGUUCGAAGAAUCUAACUCUGUAAUUUUAGUAGAACAGAUCACCAAGCAUAUAUCUAAAGAAGUGUUUGCGCGUUUUGUAAAGACAUUUAUGCUAGAAACUAAUAUAACCUCUGUAAGAUGGCAGGCGCAUGCGUUGACGCUAGCCAUUUAUAAAAACUGUAAACCUAAAGAUCAAGAAGCCAUACUAGACCUUUUGUGGCAGUUAUGGCCAUUGCUACCGGCUUAUGGGAGAAAAGCUGCCCAGUUCGUCGAUUUGCUCGGUUACUUUUCACUGAGAUAUACGGAGAAAACCGAAGGUGUUGAAGCUAUUCCCGAAUAUGUCGAACGAGCAUUCAGUGUUCUUAAAGCACAGAACGAAAUGUUAGCACAUCACCCAAAUGCAAACCUAUAUGCUCACAUGGGCCAAUUUGUAGAUCUGGAUGGAUAUUACUUGGAAUCAGAACCUUGCCUUGUUUGUAACAACCCAGAAGUUUCGUUUACUGUCAUUAAAUUGAGUUCAAUCAAGAUUGAUUCAAAGUUUACAACAACUACACAAAUCGUAAAGCUACUGUCCAGUCACACAAUUAGUAAAAUCACUAUAAGAAUAGCAGAUUUAAAACGAACGAAGAUGGUUAGAACAGUCAAUAUUUACUAUAACAAUAGAUCUGUACAAGCAGUAGUUGAGCUUAAAAAUAAACCUGCACUAUGGCAUAAAGCAAAGAAGGUUACUUUACAAUCUGGUCAAACUGAAGUUAAAAUCGAGUUUCCUCUACCAAUUGUAGCCUGCAAUUUAAUGGUGGAGUACGCAGAUUUUUAUGAAAACAUUCAGGCUUCAUCCGAAACGUUACAGUGUCCGAGAUGUAGUGCCUCGGUACCGGCUAACCCAGGAGUAUGCGCCAACUGUGGUGAAAAUGUUUUCCAAUGUCACAAAUGUCGUGCUAUCAACUACGACGAAAAGGAUCCUUUCCUGUGCCAUGCAUGUGGAUUCUGCAAAUAUGCUAAGUUCGACUUUAGCUUACUGGCGAAACCUUGUUGCGCUGUGGAGCCUAUAGAAAGCGACGAAGAUCGCAAAAAGACCGUUUCUAGUAUAAAUUCUUUUUUGGAAAAAGCCGAUAGAGUUUACAAACAACUCAUCGCGAAUAAACCUACUUUGGAAUCGCUGGUUGUUAAGAUUACAGAGCACAGACCCGAUAAAAAAGAAGAUGCUGUUUCGACUUCGUCGGCACCGACUGCAGGUGGCGCUGCAGCAGCAGCUGCUGGUGCUGGAGCCCAGUUGAAAGUGAACAAAACAAUACAAAUGCUGGCUCAACAAUACUGUAAUGAGUGCAAGACUUCGUUUGAGGAGCUCAGCAAAAUUAUACAGAAGGUGUUGGUGUCGCGGAAAGAAUUGGUGGCUUAUGACAGGAAACACAGAGAUAUGGAAUUGCCGAAAUCUACACCGGUCCUUAGCGAAAAUCUGGUCAAUUUUCCUUGCGUUAACAAUCGUUGUUACGGUUGUUCCACCGCUGCCACAGAACACUGCUUGACUUUGCUAAGAGCAUUGGCACACAAUCCUACAACCAGAGAAGUUCUAUGUUCACAAGGACUCAUCCAAGAACUAGUAUGGAACAAUCUAAGAAAUGGAAGCAUUCACAGUCAAGAGGAGGUGAGACAAUUACUUUGCGUUCUGACUAAGGAUAACAGGACUGCCACGGAAGAACUCUGCAACCUUUUAAUGGAGAGGAUAAGUUUGAGUUUGAAUGGCCACAUCAGUUCUGCAGACUUGGGUACGAGUGUUAGGCAUGAAAUUGCUCUCUUGGCAGCGAUGGUUCAAAAAGAAGAUGACUGCUGGGAGCUGAAACUCAGGUGUAUGAUGAAUCUGUUCCUGAAAGCAUGUGAAGGAUCGAGAAGUCCCUUGGUGAUGGAAUCUAUCAUUUUACCAUGUUUAAAAAUACUGCAAAGUUUAAUGAAAAUUCCGGAACCUGGAUCUAAGAAAACUAAGGAAAAACCAGCUCCUUCCUUGCAACUAAGCGUGCAACUUGAAUCUCCGUAUGGUGCGAUGGUUGACCUCAAUAAAUUUUUGGAUAAAGACGAUGCUCAUACUUUUAAUGGGUGGAAAUCAAGAUUCCCUAAGGCACAAGAGGCCUCUGCCUCGGCCAAACUCAGCAAAGAGGAGAACAGAAAAUACUAUUUGGCUGAAAAAUACUGCCGCAAAUGGAGAAGACACAUUAAGAACCUAUAUAUCCGCGACGGACUCAAUUUCGACGAUACCUCAUGGCUCAAAGCCGUCAUUUUCAACCCAAGUUCUCGAUUAGCCCGACAAGUCGCAUGUAACAUCAUAGAAAUCAUGUGCAGCAGUUUCGAACGCAAGCGCGACAUGCUCGAUCUGCUAACUCAUUUCUUAGCAGAGUUAAAUACUGCAGGCGAAAGUGCUGCCGAGUUCCUUGCCAUUUACCAAGAACUUAUCGCGGAGACGCCUUGGAAACAGUAUUUAACUGUUAACGGCGUACUUACAGUGCUCGCGCACCUUAUCACCAUCGAGAUAGAGCAACUUCACAGGCUCGAAGAGACAACUUUGACGUCAGAUCUUGCACAAGGAUAUGCAUUGAAUCAGAUUACGGAGUUGCUGUCAUAUUUCUUAGAUGACGUGGCUAUUAGAAGACAAUACAAAAGCAGACUUGUUGGAGCGGUGUUGAAUGGAUACCUGUCUUUAAGGAGGCUUGUUGUACAGAGAACUAGGUUGAUAGAUGAUACACAGGAAAAAUUAUUGGAACUACUGGAAGAAAUGACUACAGGUACGGAAGAGGAAACCAAAGCUUUUAUGUCAGUGUGCAUUCAAACAGUAGAACGAUACAGUCUUCAAGACAUUUUAACUCCGGUGUUCAUCUUUGAACGUCUUUGUUCCAUUAUAUAUCCCGAGGAGAAUGAUGUAGGAGAGUUCUUCUUGACUCUGGAAAAAGAUCCUCAACAGGAAGAUUUCCUUCAAGGCCGAAUGUUAGGCAAUCCUUAUUGCAGUCUGGAAGCUGGAUUGGGGCCUUUGAUGAGGGAUGUCAAGAACAAGAUCUGUCAAGAUUGCGAAUUGGUGGCUCUUCUUGAGGACGACAAUGGUAUGGAGCUCUUGGUCAACAACAAAAUCAUGAGUUUAGAUUUACAAGUGAAAGAUGUAUAUAAAAAGAUCUGGUUGGCAGAAGGAAGUGACCAUGAACCGAUGAGGAUUGUGUACAGAAUGAGGGGGCUCCUUGGUGAUGCUACCGAAGAAUUUGUAGAAAGUCUUAGUAAUAAAUCCCAAAGUGAUGUAGAUAAUGAAGAGGUCUAUAAAAUGGCCAAUGAGUUAGCCGAUUGUGGAGGACUUCAGGUUAUGGUAACUAGAUUGGGAGCGAUACCGAGCGUCACCAGAGCUAGACCGUUGUUACAAGUGUUAUUAAAAUUAUUUAGGUUAUGUGUGAAAGUUAAUCGUUGUCAAGAGGUUUUAAUAAAGCCGGAGUUGAAGUCCAUGGAAGUAUUUUUACGCACGUUGCAACUUUGUUUAGAUAGCGAUAAAGAUUCUAGUCAAACUGGCGUUACCGAACAACUAUUAGAUAUUAUGGAAACGAUCUUGUCGAAAGCAACGAGUGAAUCCGAAGAAAACUUCACCGAGUUCUCACAAACUCUAGGUAGUGCCGAAUACGUCAAAUCUUUACUGUCAUGUACUAAUCAGCAGGUAGUGAAGAACAGUUCCGUUCUAGUCCAUUUAACCAGGGUAUUAGCCGCUUUGGUUUACGGCAACAAAGAGAAAAUGAAGAUUUUACUUGACCAUUUCAGUUCCGUCCUGGAUUUCAACAAAUAUGACAUGGAACAUAACUCAGACGAUCAACAAAAACUCGAGAUGUUCUGUGUUUUAACCAACAGCAUCGAGAAGAAUGCCAUCGGCAGCACGUUAAAAGAUUACAUAAUCGCUUUGGAAAUAGUCAAAAAUGCCUUAGAAUACAUAACUAUGCACGCACCUUGUGUCAAACCGACUUUAUUAAGGGUAGACAGCGACGAGUUGAAAGAUUUCAUAUCCAAACCGGCUUUGAAGUACAUCUUGAGAUUUUUAACUGGAUUAGCUCAUAGUCACGAAAAAACGCAACUAGCAAUAGCUGCUGCGGAAACUAUUCCGAUCAUUCAUCGUCUGGAACAGGUGUCUUCAGAUGAACACGUCGGAUCCCUAGCUGAAAACUUGUUAGAAGCACUCUGCACGAAUCCGGAUGUCGCAAAGCAGAUUGACGCCGUCAGAGAGUUUACAAGAUCUGAGAAGAAACGUCUCGCCAUGGCAAUGAGGGAAAAGCAACUUGGUCAGUUGGGAAUGAGAACCAACGAUAAAGGCCAAGUCACUGCAAAGUCUAAUAUACUCCAACAAAUUGAAGAAUUGGGCGAGGAAUCCGGUUUGGUGUGUUGCAUAUGUCGUGAAGGAUAUAAAUAUCAACCAACCAAAGUUUUGGGGCUGUACACGUUUACAAAAAGAUGUAAUGUUGAAGAAUUCGAAGGCAAACCAAGAAAAACUGUUGGAUACACUACUGUCAGCCACUUCAACAUCGUUCAUAUCGAUUGUCAUAUGAGUGCAGUGAGGUUGGCACGGGCUCGUGACGAAUGGGAAUCUGCGGCCCUUCAAAACGCCAACACCAAAUGCAACGGACUCUUGCCGCUAUGGGGUCCACAAGUACCCGAAUCAUCAUUUGCCAGUUGUCUUGCCAGACACAACACAUACUUGCAGGAAAGCACGAAUCACAGAGAUAUAGGACACAAUUCAACUAUUCACGAUUUGAAGCUUUUGCUGUUGAGGUUUGCACAAGAGAAAUCUUUUCAUGAAGAUACGGGAGGCGGUGGACCACAAAGUAAUAUGCAUUUAAUACCAUAUCUGAUACACGUUGCUUUAUAUGUGAUAAAUACUACAAGAGUGAAUAAAAGGGAAGAAGCCAACCUUAUGUCGUACAUCGAAGCUACUAAUGCAGAAAAAUGGAUAGAAACAGCGUAUGAUGCUGAAGGUCCUCUAUAUUGGAUAACGAUGUCCAUUUUACUUCACUCCAGACAACAGUGGCAAGCACAUCGGCUUUCUCACUUCAAACGGUUAAUGGUUUUGGCACAAGUGCGACAUUGUCAACCGUCCGGACCUGUCAAAACUGUAUCAGACAAAUCAGUAAAAGAUUAUAAUAUCUAUAAACCGUACUUGUUGUUCUUUGGGCUUAUCGAUGGAAUCUAUAACCAUUUCUUCAAGAAUGUGGGAGGUCCAGACGAACAAUGGUCAACCAACUUAGCAGACUACAUUCGCCACAAUGAUGAAGCUUUGAUGAAAUCUUCAGAAAAGCUCUUGGCUGAUUAUACAGAUGAAUUUUUACCUUGUACUUCCUUUUCAGAAUUCUGUGAUGUGGCAGGUUUACUCGACAUUAUAACCACGCCGGAUAGGUAUUUAAGUGACCUGCUGAAUGGAUUACCUUAAUGUGUAUAAAAUGUUUCCGAAUUUUAAAAUGUAAACAAAGGCUGUACACUGUUUUUACUAAUCGCUUGCUGCUAGGUUGUAAUCUAAAUAAAUGUAGUAUAUAUUUGCUUGUUGUUGGAGUUUUAGAAAAACUAAAUUAUUGUAAUUACGAUUGAUUAAUUAUUAUUUGAAUUAAAUUUUAAUUUAUA
Messenger RNA from Diabrotica virgifera virgifera (western corn rootworm), 15768 nucleotides. RefSeq names its product E3 ubiquitin-protein ligase UBR4 (gene poe). The transcript is spliced from 46 exons. Bases 32 to 15580 code for a protein of 5182 amino acids. The record is from RefSeq and is a predicted model, not a curated record. NCBI's taxonomy places the organism in Eukaryota, Metazoa, Arthropoda, Insecta, Coleoptera, Chrysomelidae. Gene Ontology annotation, molecular function: protein binding; zinc ion binding.